AUGGAUGUCAUUACAUUUGAUAAAAGUUUCCAACAACGUUAUACCGAAUUCACCGAUGUAUUAUCUGACUCAGACGUAUUGCCCGCUUCGAAACUGCAGAAGCAAUGGGGCUUCUUCUUGGAGUUAACUCUAGAUAAAAUCGGUUGGCAAGCGAUUUGGAAAAUUCCGAGAUUAACUUGCGAAUCUUUGAAUGUGCCUUUUCCAUCUGUCGCUUUGGUCAUCGUUUUAACCAUAAAUACUAAGGAGUUAUCGGCCUACGUGAGAAUACUAGCCACUAAAAACGAUUUGAUUAUUCCAGAGAAAAAUUGGGUGUCUUUAACGCAACUAUGGCCUACUAAAGAACAAGAUAAAGCCGUACUGCUGAAUUUGUGGGAAACUGCUAAUUCACUGGACAUGUUUCGUUUCUUUUAUUUCUAUGUUUACAUGCCUUGGGAUCGAGAUGAUGAUGAUGGUUAUGAUUGGAAAGAGAAGCAUUUAGAAAGCAGGUUGAGAUUUUAUUACGAUCUUAAAAAUGGAAGUAUUCCUAAAGCAGUGGCUGAACAUUACCACCAGUUGUUGACGGAGGCCAGAAGAUUACACCAUAGAAGGGAGUAUUUGGAAGAACAGUUUCAUAAACAGGAAGAUUUCGAAGAAGAUAUGAAAGAUGAUAAAUUCAAAACUCUAAUGAAAAUUCACGUGAGGCUGCAGGAGAUUCGUGCAGAGAUCGAAAUCGGCGAAAAUCCAAUAUUAAGAAACGUUAUUAUAGAAAGAAUUUCACAGUUAAAUUUGGUUACCAAUCCUUCGCAAUCUGUACAUCAAGUUUGGUUAAUUUCUAACACGGGAACUGCAGAUCAGCAUAUUGAUUUCCUAUCAAAGGUUAAACAGCAAUAUUCUAAGGAAAAUCUUAAUCUAAGCACGAAUCUAGCAUCGGUAUUAAAAGCUGGCAACUACAAUGACACUUACCUGCUGAAUGAAAGCACCCAUACUAUUGUGAAUACAGGUGCAUUAGAGAAAGGGGGAGUGCUAAAAGGAAUCGGAUCUAUGGAAAAAGUUGUAUUAACAACAGAAAUCGAAGAUGUAAUGUUCAAUUUCAUAGGAGAAAAUGUUGUUAUCGAAAACCUAACGAUCGAUGUGGCCUCUGCACAAUGUGGGAUACUAGUUAAAGCCGGUAAAUGCACCAUAAGAAACUGCAAAAUAUUCACGGAAUCCCACUCUUCAGUGCAUCAGGGGAUAUUAGUUUUGAAAGGAGCGCAAUUGGUUUUGGAGAAGUGCGAAAUUUUCGGAUUUCCCACGGCGAUUGUUGGAAAUUCCGGAUCUGUUAUAACGCUGGCAAAUUGCAAUAUUUAUAACGUCGGUAGUGGUUUGAAAAUUUUUGAUAAUACCGCUGUUACGCUUGAAUCUGUGGUAUUGAAAGAUUGCUCUGAAUUCGCCAUUGAUUUAGAAACAGCCACGAAAGAUGAGGCUGUAGGAGAUUUUCAGUGCCUUGAAAAGGUUCCCGAAGUUAAGUUUAAAAAUGUAACAGGAGUUAAUAACGGAAGAGGAAAUGUGGCGAUUCUACCACCGCCUAAAUUACAACCUUUUGAGGAUUUAUUUUCCGAUCCCAACAAAGACCCAACUAUUAUAGAAUCUGAUAAUGAUGAAGGCGAUGAUUCUGGGAUUUGA
Molecule: messenger RNA, 1641 nt
Organism: Phyllotreta striolata
Lineage: Eukaryota; Metazoa; Arthropoda; Insecta; Coleoptera; Chrysomelidae
Source: the annotation of a GenBank genome assembly